AUGUACUAUGAGGCCUGCUGCACUAAGGAGGCAGCUAUUAAGACCAGCUAUAGAGGCAGCUAUACUAAGGAGGCCUGCUGUACUAAGGAGGCCUGCUGUACUAAGGAGGCCUGCUGUACUAAGGAGGUCUGCUGUACUAAGGAGGCCUGCUGUACUAAGGAGGCCUGCUGUACUAAGGAGGCCUGCUGUACUAAGGAGGCCUGCUGUACUAAGGAGGCCUGCUGUACUAAGGAGGCCUGCUGUACUAAGGAGGCCUGCUGUACUAAGGAGGCCUGCUGUACUAAGGAGGCCUGCUGUACUAAGGAGGUCUGCUGUACUAAGGAGGCCUGCUGUACUAAGGAGGCCUGCUGUACUAAGGAGGCCUGCUGUACUAAGGAGGCCUGCUGUACUAAGGAGGCCUGCUGUACUAAGGAGGUCUGCUGUACUAAGGAGGUCUGCUGUACUAAGGAGGCCUGCUGUACUAAGGAGGUCUGCUGUACUAAGGAGGCCUGCUGUACUAAGGAGGCCUGCUGUACUAAGGAGGCCUGCUGUACUAAGGAGGCCUGCUGUACUAAGGAGGCCUGCUGUACACAUAAGGAGGCCUGCUGUACUAAGGAGGCCUGCUGUACUAAGGAGGCCUGCUGUACUAAGGAGGUCUGCUGUACUAAGGAGGCCUGCUGUACUAAGGAGGCCUGCUGA
Messenger RNA from Oncorhynchus keta (chum salmon), 678 nucleotides. RefSeq names its product keratin-associated protein 4-6-like. NCBI's taxonomy places the organism in Eukaryota, Metazoa, Chordata, Actinopteri, Salmoniformes, Salmonidae. Bases 1 to 678 code for a protein of 225 amino acids. The transcript is spliced from 2 exons. The record is from RefSeq and is a predicted model, not a curated record.